AUCUUUUAAUAGUCAGUAUGAACAGGAGGAAAAGACAGACUUGAAAAAUUGUGAGCCUAUCCUUAAACAUGCAACAGAUGAAUUUGGUUACUGAGCUCAGGUUUCUUUACAUCAGCGAUUUGAUUUUACAUUAGCUUUCAUUAGGAUCCAAGUUCUGAGAAGUCGCAGUAGCAUUCUCUCUUCCUGCCUAUAACACCUUCUCAUAGCAUUACUGCUCUCCUCUGUGCUCAUGCUGCAGCUUAACAUGAGUCACUUUCUCAAAGUCAGAAUCCGAACAAGUGGCCUCUGUUAUGCAUCACUCCAGUCUAGACAUACAACUCAUGUUACAUAUAGGCUAAACUGCCCACAGAAUUAUUAUUGGCAAAAUAAAGCAAUUGAGACAAAGUGAAUAAAAGCUGAAGAAAUACAGAUCAUCAUUAUAUAUUUUUGUUUUAUGCAAAUUGCCAGUUGGACAAAUUUGUAGGUGAAAUGCAGCUUAACUUCAUGGCGACAGGAAAGGUUCAUUUUAUACACAAACAGACAGAUAGUUGACUUAAUCAUGUACAAGUGUCUCAUUGUGGUUUAACUGACUGAGGCUUUCACAGAUAUCAAAGAGGUUUUAUGAUGUAUCUUCCUGGGGUUAUGUUUUAUCUAUUCUAUGAACUUGUAUUUGAUAAAGUUCAGCAGACUGAAAUAUAUUUGUUUCCACUGCAGUUCGAGACAAUGUUACUGUUGUCAUGUACACCCACCAACUAAAACACUGGCCGAGACACAGUUCAUUCAGUUCACAAACGAUUUGUAAUGAUGCUUAACUGCACUGUGGGAAACUCAACCUGAAAAAAAAUCAGCCAAGUACCUGUCUGGAGCUCAGUACAGUAUGAAGUCUGCCAUGAAAGAACAAUAAAAGGCUUUAUAACUGAUAAUUAAGAAAUGGAUUUGAACUAUUUUGCACAGUAUAUAAAAAAUAAUGUUCCACAUUUACCAUACUCUUUGGGGACAAGUCCAACAGUGUAUGUUUAAAUGUUCUCAUUAAACUGAACAGGCCACCAAGAAAGUGGGUAGUGAACAUAAAAUAGUAUGUUAACAUCACAGAGUGACCCUAAUCAAACAACAGGAAGGGUCUGUCUGGGUCCAACAAUGAAACAUCUGCAUUUAUGAAGUCUCCACAUGAAGGUUUUUACCCAGGUUCAACAUGUAAGGGCCACAUAUGUUUGUUUUGGCUGCUGCUUGGGAUUAUUUCUAAAGCAGCUGUAUUCACAACUGAUAAACUAUAGCAUCACUGAAUCUUAUCCAUGGGUUUGUGAGGAAUAUGUGCUCUUUAUUUAUUAUCUAUGACAAACUUCCAUCCACAAGAAAACACAUAACUGAAGUGAAGAGCUGAGAGUCUGGUCGUGUGCUGCGUUGCCUCGGUGUGAGAGUCUGCACAGGCUGCAGCUCGGAUAGAGGCAGCUCAGCCCACACGCUUGACUGUCAUAGCAGCCGGGUUUGCUUAAUAUGGAAUACUUGCACAAAGCGAACUGCCAAAUCCAUUUGCAUCGGCGGAAAAAAGGAGUCCUGUAGUGGCGCAAAUUAGAAAAGCAGCUCAUUUUGCCGGUCUUUAUGGCUUCUGGCUCUGGAGAUGAAGAGGGAAACACGGGAGGCGUUUCAUGGAGGCUCAUAGGCCCGGCCUCGGAGCUUUCCAAGAAGCGCUGCCGUCUAAUGUACUCCUGCCUCGGCUACGACUCUGAUGUCUGCCUCUUCUACGUGAAGGGGGAGUUUUUCGCCAUGGAUGCCCGCUGUUCACACUCCGGUGGUCCUCUGUGUGAGGGUGACAUUGAGGAGGCUGAUGGAGUCCUGCAGGUCUUCUGCCCCUGGCAUGACUACGACUUUGACCUGAGAACUGGGAAGUCAGGGACAUCAUUACAGCAACAAGUGUAUGAAGUCAAGCUGGAGGACGGCAACGUGUACGUGAAGCAUGCAAGUCGUCUCUCCUUACAGCCUUUCCCUGCAGAUCAGAAGAGCUGAAGAGCUGAAGAACCUCAGCUGCUGCUUCGUCCUCCAGCCCUUCUUGAGACCACCGAUUCCCUGACUGCCUGUAGUGAGCCCACUCUAUUUUUAAGACUUAUUCCACAAACCCAAGCCAUCUGAAACAUUCCUAAGCCUUAUCUGUCAUUUUCACAGACCAUUUCCACUUUGUUUGCUAUGAACUCAGGAUGAUAUCAGAAGAUUGUCUGAAGAGGGUAUGACAUCAUUAAAUUGUUUCAGGUAGAGAAUCAUUACAGACGCUGCAGAUGGAGCUGCAAGCUCACUGCUGGCCUUGAUAACACACCAGACAGUAGCAGAGGGUUGACCUCAAUGCAACAUAAAAGCAUGAUAUAUUACUUUUCCCAACCAAUGUUAUAGAACUAAGUAGCAUAUCUGAUUAUUGGCUGUGUAACAGUGAUUUUUUAAAUUUAUGUUAUGUUGAAAUGAAUAUCCAGAAAUAUUAUGUUACAAUUUUAUGUUUUUACCUCACAUUCAUGCAGUCACUAUCUACUUGUGACACUUUUGCACUAGCCAUUGCAUUACUUUAAAUUAUUCAUUAACUGGGUGUAAACCAUUUUUGUAUGUUGAAACCACUUCCUUCACAACUGCUGUCCAACUUUAGUACCCUUAUGUAUUCUUUGGUCAAUCAUACCUAAGUACAAAAUGAUCAUUUACAACAGUAUAACCAUAAUUGCGAUGAUGAUAUGAAUUCACAUGCAGCGUGAUAUUAAGCCUUUGUGUUGUCAUAUUAAGGUAAUGGAAGUCAUUACAAUUAGAUCAACUAAUGAUGAAUGUCGUUAUCAAUUAAUCUGUUUGUUAUUUUCUUGAUAUACUGAUUAAUCAUGCAGUCGAUAAAAUGUCAAAAACUAGUGAAAAAAUGCCCAUCACAAUUUCUCUGAGCUACAUGUGAUGUCCUCACAUGUACUGUUUUAUUCAACCAACCGCAAAAAACAAAUUGAUAAAAUCUGUUAUGAUAUAAAACAGAGAAAAGCAGAAACAGAGAAUGUGUGAUAUUCUCUUUUAAAAAAUCUACUAAAAAUCGCUCUAAUUACAAUAUAUGCAAUAUGUCAGUUUAAAAGGAAGAAAGUCAUUUUUCAGAUGAGGAAAAAGUGAAAAACAUCUUGGUCUCUAGACUAGACAUGUAGGUGCUAAUUAUCAGUUGUGGUGUGUUUGUAAUUUUGAGGUCCAAACUGUCAGUGAGUGUACAGGUCACCUUUUUCUGACUAUAAAGCUUCCACUCAUUUUCAGUGGAGAUAUUUGUAAUAGUGGAAUGACAGUCUCUUUCAACAGCCUAACUCUAACCAAAACCAAACUGUUUCAUGUUCAUUACUACAUAUAAUCACCUUCCUUGUGUUCAACAAGCAUUACCUCCGCCCUUAAACUGUAACACUCACAGACAAGCAGUCAUACUUGUUGAGUUGUGGCCUUUGGAUACAUUUAGACACUUAUUCCAGUGAUGUCAAGCAACAGAAACCCACUUUCAGCAUUUGUGUUGUUGGACUGUUUCUUAACCCAAAUUGAGUUCCAGCAAGUAGAACACACAUGAAGGGCACCGCAAUUACAAUUGGUGGCAGUCCCAGUGUUAAGACGUCUUCAUCAGCAUUUCUCUCCAUUCCUGGCUUGUGCAGAGACAGGUUUGUCUGUCACUGACGCAAUGGGACUCUGGUUAGAAAGGCGCCGAAGGAAGGUUCAUGACCUGACAUGCACCAUUGACUCAAGAAAAAUGUGUUUUUCUAGCUUUAUGUAUGUGUGUGUGUGUGUGCACUGAUGAAAGUGUGUUUCCCUUAUUCCUCAGUGGCGAGUGCAGUCACUCACUAUAUUAUUUGUCAGCUCCAUUUUCUAGCAGACACACUGUGCCCAGUCAUGAAGGUGUCAGUGACAGUGUGGCUCAAGACUCUCAUUUUCCUCCCUGCUGUGCUCCCUGAUGUGCGAUUUUAUUACAAUAAUAAUUCCACUGGCUAAAAACGUCUGUUGUCUGUGCACUAGAGGUCUUGCUGUGAGCUUUAUAAUUCAUCUCCUGGAGGGUAAUGGGCACACACAAUGGAGAUGCAGCUAUUUUUUUUGUUGCUAGAGAAGUCGAAGUGAACACUGUUCAGAUUCUGCACAGGCCAGGAAUGUUUUCUUUUACACUUUUAAAUCUUUACAUCCCGAGAGUGUCCUUUGACACUGAGGAAACCAGCAUUCAUUUCAGCCUUUCUAUAUGUUUUCUGAAAUGUAUUUCAUAUGCUCAACUUGUUUUAAUUUUGUUUCUCUCUUUUUUGUGUUGUUUCAACUACCUGUCUGUUGUAAGCUAGCAUUGUUUGUUGUAAAUUAUAUUUAUUGGUGUGACUUUUGUACAGCUGAAAAUUUAAGCUUCUAUGCAUUAUUUAAUUUACAAAAUAAAUUAUUGUA
Thunnus maccoyii (southern bluefin tuna) is the source of this 4374-nucleotide messenger RNA. RefSeq lists its product as uncharacterized. Gene Ontology annotation, molecular function: 2 iron, 2 sulfur cluster binding. The record is from RefSeq and is a predicted model, not a curated record. The transcript is spliced from 3 exons. NCBI's taxonomy places the organism in Eukaryota, Metazoa, Chordata, Actinopteri, Scombriformes, Scombridae. The coding region runs from base 1579 to 1983 and encodes 134 amino acids.